Molecule: messenger RNA, 2399 nt
Organism: Colletotrichum destructivum
Lineage: Eukaryota; Fungi; Ascomycota; Sordariomycetes; Glomerellales; Glomerellaceae
Product: Putative oxidoreductase FAD/NAD(P)-binding, FAD-binding domain, ferredoxin reductase-type
Exons: 1
Coding region: 530-2398 (622 amino acids)
Biological process (GO): homocysteine metabolic process
Cellular component (GO): cytosol
Molecular function (GO): FMN binding; [methionine synthase] reductase (NADPH) activity; flavin adenine dinucleotide binding
Source: RefSeq, a predicted model, not a curated record
AUGACACCGUUCCUUGGUCGAGAUCGACAAACCACGCGAACGCCUUUCCUUUUCCUAACCUGACCAGGUUUUCCUCAUCUCCCUUAUUUUUAUUUUAUUUUUUCCAACCACCUCCACGUCCCAGAAAACUUUACUCGUCUCCUCUGCCCUUUCCGUCUGCUACGUCUUACUCCUUUCCCCUUUCCUCCCGCCUCCGCCGGCAUUAGUAACCGCUUAUCUGAUCCAACUUAUCUGAUCGAGAAUUCCAUCCGCUCGCCGGUUUCAUUCAUCAGCCAACCAAACCAACCCACCCAACUCACCCAAGCAACACAGCAAAUACAACCAUUCCCUCCUUCCAUCCUGCCAUAUCAGUAUGCUAUUCACCUACUGACUAUCCGCCCCCCGAUUCUACCACCUACGACUACAUUACGCCACACUCUACACAAAAAUCAGUAGACCCCCGGUCACUAGCACCCACACAACACGCCCAGACCAUCAUCACCAACGCCACCUGGACAGCACAUUCGACAACAGACAUAUCCACCUCGCGAUGCACAGCACAAUGGCGACUACUGCCAUGGCGUCCUCUCUGGUCAGGUCCACUGGCGAUUGCAUUCCCGAAGAGCCCAGCGUUUCCUCCGUCGCCCCCUCUCUUACCUACUCGGAAGAGUCCGAGGACCAGGACGACGAAGAGCCUCAGGCUGAGCCGCCGCGGAGACGGCGCGCUUCCACGCGGCUCAUUGCACAAAGUCCCGCUGACAUCCAGCGUAUCACGGGCGAAUCAACGGCCCAAUUGAUCCAGAGAUGCUGCGGUGGCGGCUGUUGCAUGAAGCUAGGCGCCAAGAAGGAGGGCCUCGAGUACGAGAGUAUCCCCUUCCCGGACAACGCCGCAUAUAAGUCACUCGCCCUCAAAAUUGGCGACAUUCCCACAAAGUUGACCAACAUUGCCGACUUGCCCGAGCAGACCGUCUUCUUCGAGCCCGUUCCUCGGCCCGCCGCGACUGCCGCUUCCCCCACAGACUCUGCCAUCUCCCUGGGCGCCGACUCCCGCGAGCACAAGGAGGCAGACCUCGCCACCGUCCGAGACCGGCUGAAUGACUUCACCCUCGGCAGCAUCGACACUACCAAGGAACCCCCCAAAUACGUCCAGCCGCACCCUCCGUACCACGUGUACGCCGCCCGCAUCGACUCGACUCGCGAGCUGACCAAGCCCGGUGCCGAGAAGCGCACUUACCACUUCGAUCUCGACAUUACAAGCUACCCGGGCGAGGAGGACAUGGACUUCAGGGUCGGCGGUGCCAUUGGUGUCAUGGCCCCCAACGACAGAGCCUGUGUCGAUGACGUCUUCGACGCGCUCAUGGUACCUCGAUUCCUUCGGGACAAGCCGGUUCUCAUGAGGACCACCAAGGGCCGCUGGCCGACCGUGUGGGGCGACGAUCAGGCCCGUGAGAUGGUCACCACACGCCGGGACCUGCUCACCUGGUGCUCCGACAUUCAGUCGUACCCCCCAACCAAACAGCUUUUGCGGAUCCUCGCCGAGUACGCCGAGGAUCCCAAUGAGAAGAAGCUGUUGACGUUUCUCUGCUCCGCUGAAGGCCAGGGCGUCUUCUGCGAUUUCCGCACCGGCCCGCAUGUCUCCUUGUCCCAACUCCUGCACGCAUUCCCUAGUGCCCAUCCGCCCAUGGACCUCCUGUUGUCUGCCCUGCAGACGCUGAUGCCCCGAUUCUAUUCACUCUCCAACGAUCCUCACGAUGCUUACAAGACACGUGACGGAAAGGUCCACCGACUGAUCGAGAUUGCCGUCACGGUUCACGAGACUGCUGACUGGCGCCGCGGUCUCCGUACCGGUAUUGGUUCCGGCUUCUUUGAGCGCCAAGCUCAGAAGUGGCUCGAGGCGAAGCGCAACGGAGAGACUCCCGAGAUCUACAUCCCCAUGUUCAAGGGCCUCAUGGCCAAUCCUCUCGCCAAGCAGUUUGUCUCGGAUGGCCCCAUGCUGCUUAUCGGUGCCGGUGUUGGUAUCGCUCCCUUCAGAGGCUUCGUCCAGCGUCGGCUGAAGACAGCCAACUGCGCCAACAAAGUCUGGGUUCUCCAGGGCAUCCGUGACUCUCUCGUCGACGAGAUUUACAGCGGCGAGUGGGGUGUCCACGAGGACGAGGUCAAGCGCGUCGUGCAGAGCCGCCGCGGCGAGAGUCGUUACGUGCAAGAAGAGGUGCGCAACCAAGCCGAUCUGGUAUGGUACAUUGCCAACGCCGUCGAUGGUCGCGUCUUCGUCUGUGGCAGCACCAAGGGCAUGGGCGAGGGUGUUGAAGAGGCUCUCGUCGAAGUCGCCAUGAAGAAGGGCAACCUUGAGCGCGAGGAGGCCAAGAAGUAUUGGGAACUAAAGAAAGAGGCUGGCCAGUAUAUCGCCGAAACAUGGUAGC